AUGAGGAGGAGUGGGACAGUGAGAGUAUCCAGGACGCAGCACGUGUCUCUUUUGGAUGGUGUGCCAGAUCCUCCACCUCCAAGCUUGGCCAUUGGUCACACUUUCCCACCAGUGAGCGGCGACACAGUUUCCCAAGCUCUCUCCACCCUUACCCUCAAGGCAGAAGUCAGGUCCACUGCCUCUGAACAGUCUGACAGACUCUUAGAGGAAAUUCUCCAAUCAAAAACCCAGCCAGGGAUUCAAGGUUCUUCCAGCGAGGAUGUUCCAGAGUCAAAAGAGAACAGUGGCAAGCUGCCGACGACAUCAACAGGCAACCAGGCAAGUUCCACAGAAGGCAAAACAUUAGGAGCUGGAGACGCACACGGCAAAGACUGUGUAGAUGUGGCAUCAAGUCAAGUCACAGGAGAGGAAGAGAAUGUUGUCGACGAAAAGAGAGACAACCAGAGCAUAGGGUCAGGUCUGGAGUCCAGCUUCUACCGAGGUAGUGCCACUUUCUCAAGGCAUUCAUCGGAAGAUUUGACACCGCCUCAUAGUGAUAGUGAAGAUGAGAAAGAUGAUGUCCAGUUGAUCCUGGCAAAAAGGGAGAUGGAAACGUCAGAAGAAGGGAAACCAGCAAAUGCCCCAGCAGAUACUAACAAUGAAGGAGACACAGAGGACAGUGGAAAGGAGGAGGAUUCUUCCCUACAAGAUGUCAUCCUGGCCAUCACAUCAUCACACUUCAAGGAGAAGCACAAUUUUACGGCCAGGACACUGUACAAGGUGGGUUUUUGCACUUUGUGAGGUUGAGAAUCCAAG
Messenger RNA from Penaeus vannamei (Pacific white shrimp), 795 nucleotides. The record is from RefSeq and is a predicted model, not a curated record. NCBI's taxonomy places the organism in Eukaryota, Metazoa, Arthropoda, Malacostraca, Decapoda, Penaeidae.